This is a messenger RNA of Pelodiscus sinensis (Chinese soft-shelled turtle), 1872 nucleotides long. The record is from RefSeq and is a predicted model, not a curated record. Lineage: Eukaryota; Metazoa; Chordata; Testudines; Trionychidae.
GUCAAUGGAAAUUCCAUCGACUAGUCGAUUAGUUGAUUAAUCUAAUUUUAACAUCCCUACUAAUGGAUUCAUCCCCAAGAUGGUGAUGCAGAGAAACAGGGUUAUUCUUUCCCUUUGGACAGAUGGGUAAGCGAGGUCCAGUGGGAUUAGGGCCCUGGGAACACUGAAGCUUGUGCAUAUCUUUACUCUGGGUGUAGGAACAGGUGGGGAGUGAGCCAGGAUGUGGGAAGGCCAGAGGGAAGGAACGUCAUGCCCAUUGUGUUAUGCCUUGCAGCCAAAAGCCACACCCUCUGAGGCAAAGAGGAAGCCAGGGCAGCUGUCCUGCACCUUCUGUAGCUUUGUACAUGGUCUCCAAAGGUAACCUAUGCAGUGGUCCACUCUGAUGAGGCCUGGAUCCAAAGGAAACUCACCAACGCUGGAUGCCACCCUGGAUUCUAGAUUUCGGAAUCCCGGGGGAAGCCCUCACCAAACCAGCAGCACCACCUGUGUCCUGUCCGUGUUGAGCUUUUGCUGCUGUCUUGUUGAAGGGCGACUAAAUGAGGCCGGAACUCCCUGAAACGACAAACUACCAACCCGCAGGAAUUACAGUGAGCGUGAGCAAGCGGUGAGCGAGCCAGUUACGUCUUCACAGGGAGUCGGGGGUGCAGAGGGGAAGGAACCCUGGAUCCAACACACCAGAGAGAAGUUGCAAAGGACGAGCGGGCUGCCCCAUGGCUGGGGAAACGACUUCCCUAUGGCAGGCAUGCUGUCCGGGAGAUGAUACAGGCAAAGACACUGCGAGGUCCUGCUGACUCAUGGAUUUCUGAGCCGGGACCUUGUUCCUUGUCCCUGCCGGCAGCCAUGGGGCUCUUGUUGCUGCUGCUUGUAAAGUGCUUCAGCAGGAGGGAGGAGAGAUGGCCUGUGGCAGAGAGCGAGGAAGUGACCCCAGUAACUUGUGGUCAGAAGUGGCUGCUGCGUGGAUGUGAUUGGCGUCUCAGCACCUUCCUCACCAGCAACAGGAAGCAAAGCUCCGAGGAAGUGAAUCUCCCCCGUUGCGAGGGCAUGGGCCACACUCGGCUCCCUCUGCUCGCCCUCCUGGCCCUGGCUUUCCGAUCCCCAGAUCCUGGAUUAGCCCAAGCACCGACUCCCCGCCGCCACGUGAAUGGGAUUCUAGGUGGAUCAGUCUUGCUGUCUGUGGUUCCAUUCCCUGGGAGAAAGGUAAGGACAGUCGAAUGGAGCUUUGGUGCUGGGACGGGUGAUACGAUUCAGCUGGCUGAGUUCACCAGUGCGGGAUUUGAGCGGCCCAAUCCCAAAGAUCAGUUUCAGCAGCGGCUAGAAAUGCACAACGCGACCUCGCUGAGGAUCAAGGCUCUGCAGCUAGACGACAGCGGCGUUUAUGAGGCUCGGAUUAAGACAACAGUCUCCAUUGUGGAGGAUCAGGCCUUUCUCCUGACGGUCUAUGAGCCUGUGCCGGAGCCGGAGAUAAGGAGCCACUCGCUCUCCAGCACGGCAGCCAAGUGCAACAUCACCCUGCAGUGCCUGGUGCCUGGCGGGGAAAGGGUUAACAUCUCCUGGAGGAGAGGGAGCCCAAUGCGAGACCUGGGCGAUCAGGAGCGGUACCAGCUCAGCCCUGAUGGCAGGAGCCUCCAGCUGUCCCUGCCGCUCAACCCCCUGGCCUCUAACUUCACCUGCACGGCCAGCAACCCUGCAGACCAGAAGAGCAUCUCUCCCGACCUGCAGAGCAUCUGCCAAAGCUCAAGAACAGCUCCCAGGCCUUGCCACUGGAAAGCCAUUUUUGUGGGGGUGUUCUUGGGACUCCAGAUCUGCGCUAUUGUCCUUGUGAACCUGCUGCACAGAAAAAUGCCCUAACGCCGGAGGUUGGGCUAGAAUCUC